Molecule: messenger RNA, 423 nt
Organism: Anoplopoma fimbria (sablefish)
Lineage: Eukaryota; Metazoa; Chordata; Actinopteri; Perciformes; Anoplopomatidae
Gene: atp5mk
Product: ATP synthase membrane subunit k
Exons: 4
Coding region: 106-282 (58 amino acids)
Source: RefSeq, a predicted model, not a curated record
GGCGGGACUUCCGGACAGAUCUCACAUCGCGGCCUCUGCUGAAGGACACUAGUCUCAUUCUGCUUCCACAGGGGUCGAGAGCUAAAGGACCAUUAACAAUCCAUCAUGGGAGGACACGACGCAGGAAGCCAGCACCAGUUUACUGGGUUUGCAAAGUACUUCAAUGCGUACACAAUCACAGGAAGGAAGAAUUGCGUUUUGGCCACAUACGCCAGUCUACUAGCCAUUGGCCUCUUCUUCAAAUUGAAGCCCAAGAAACAGGCCGCUGUCACAGAAAAGUGAUCAUGCCUCCUCAUUGUCUCCUUACAGGUGUCCAUUUUGACAGCUGGAAGAGGAGAAAGCAUCCGGACAUGCUUGUAAUAAUAUCUGACUGUUUGUUUUCCCUAUGUGAAUAAAGAACAUUUAUGCCCAAAACAUAGAAAA